AUGAAACUGACCCCUCUUAACCAGCACACCUACCAGAAGAUAACGAAACUGACCCCUCUACACCAGCACACCUACCAGAAGACAACGAAACUGACCCCUCUACACCAGCACACCUACCAGAAGACAACGAAACUGACCCCUCUACACCAGCACACCUACCAGAAGACAACGAAAACUGACCCCUCUACACCAGCACACCUACCAGAAGACAACGAAACUGACCCCUCUACACCAGCACACCUACCAGAAGAUAACGAAACUGACCCUCUACACCAGCACACCUACCAGACGAUAACGAAACUGACUCCUCUACACCACACACCUACCAGAAUCAACGAAACUGACCCCUCUACACCAGCACACCUACCAGAAGAUAACGAAACUGACCCUCUACACCAGCACACCUACCAGAAGAUAACGAAACUGACCCCUCUACACCAGCACACCUACCAGAAGACAACGAAACUGACCCCUCUACGCCAGCACACCUACCAGAAGACAACAAAACUGACCCCUCUACACCAGCACACCUACCAGAAGACAACGAAACUGACCCCUCUACACCAGCACACCUACCAGAAGAUAACGAAACUGACCCCUCUACACCAGCACACCUACCAGAAGAUAACGAAACUGACCCCUCUACACCAGCACACCUACCAGAAGACAACGAAACUGACCCCUCUACACCAGCACACCUACCAGAAGACAACGAAACUGACCCCUCUACGCCAGCACACCUACCAGAAAACAAACAAACACCGUUGCCCCUCUACACCAGCACACCUACCAGAAGACAACGAAACUGACCCUCUACACCAGCACACCUACCAGAAGACAACGAAACUGACCCGUGUACAUCAGCACACCUACCAGAAGACAACCAAACUGACCCCUCUUAACCAGCACACCUACCAGAAGACAACGAAACCGACUCCUUUACACCAUCACACCUACCAGAAGACAACGAAACUGACCCUCUUAAUCAGCACACCUACCAGAAGAUAA
Molecule: messenger RNA, 1008 nt
Organism: Gigantopelta aegis
Lineage: Eukaryota; Metazoa; Mollusca; Gastropoda; Neomphalida; Peltospiridae
Product: extensin-like
Exons: 2
Coding region: 1-1008 (335 amino acids)
Source: RefSeq, a predicted model, not a curated record